This is a messenger RNA of Pungitius pungitius (ninespine stickleback), 1035 nucleotides long. RefSeq names its product Friend leukemia integration 1 transcription factor. Bases 189 to 833 code for a protein of 214 amino acids. Gene Ontology annotation, molecular function: sequence-specific DNA binding. The record is from RefSeq and is a predicted model, not a curated record. Lineage: Eukaryota; Metazoa; Chordata; Actinopteri; Perciformes; Gasterosteidae. The transcript has 5 exons.
AAAAGUUCUCCUAUCGAAGAAACACGACCAUGUGUCAGCUCGCCGCUUCGCCGCCUCUCUAUAGGGGCUUUAGGAGAAGAUAGUGCGACGCGUGUUCGCCGAAUAUCGGUUGGCUCUCUCGUCUUUGAUGGAUAACGGCGAGGGCCCAUUGGACACUGAUCACCCUUGGGCCUGUCUGUCAAGUAGACAUGUUUCAAACUGUCCCUGACACGUCGUCUUACGUCAAGGUAAGACACCAUCGUCUCUUCGAUCAGGAGGCGCUAUCAGUGGUGAGUGAAGACCAGUCCCUAUUCGAGCCUCCGUACGCUACUGCUGCCCCUCUCCCCAAGACAGACAUGACUGCAUCUGGCACACAGGACUACGGCCAGACACACAAAAUAAACCCCUUACCCCCACAGCAGGAGUGGAUCAACCAGCCAGUGCGGGUCAACGUCAAGAGAGAAUAUGAGCACAUGAAUGGAUCUAGCAGGGAGUCUCCAGUGGACUGCAGUGUGGGUAAAUGCAAUAAGCUUGUGGGGAGUAAUGACACUUCUCAGAUGAACUAUGGAAACUACAUGGAUGAGAAGAACGCCCCUCCCCCCAACAUGACCACCAAUGAGCGCAGAGUCAUUGUACCAGCAGACCCCUCCUUGUGGUCUCAGGACCACGUGCGGCAGUGGCUGGAGUGGGCCAUCAAGGAGUACGGCCUGUUGGAGAUCGACACGGCCAUGUUCCACAACACAGACGGCAAGGAGCUCUGCAAGAUGGGCAAGGACGACUUCCUUCGGCUCACCACCAUGUACAACGCCGAAGUACUUCUCUCUCAUCUCAAUUACCUCAGGGAAAGUAAGUAAACGCUGCGCGACCGGACACACAAAGGUGAAUGGGGAAGAACACUGGAUGUUAAUCCAUUUAAUCGUUGUUGGACCAAAUAUUUGAACCAUACGAAAACAUCUGAGAGGUUGUCCUGCCAAGGACGAAGUGUGCCUGAGUAAGACACCCUAACCCUUAAUUGCUCCCUGUGCAAAAGAGUAAAAAACAUGGGCUAAAAAUGCA